AUGGUCAUUAACCCUACCUACCUCGCCCAGCGCACGCGCUCAUCGGUCAACUGGGCCGAUGCGAAGAAGAGGGUCAUUCACAGCUACCGGGACUGGCUGCGGUCGGCUCCCGAGAUCCAGACCAUGUAUUCGCUCAACAUGCCAGUAUCCCAACUUCGGACCAAAAUGCGGCAGGAAUUCGAGCGGCAUAGAUACGUGAAUCAGCUGAAAACAGUCGACGUGCUGUUAUUUAACAGCCACCAAGAAUUUCAGGAAACACUCAACUUCUGGAAGCAACUGUCACACGUACUCAAGUACUUCCGUACCGAAGAGGAUCCCAAGGCACGGCUGCCAAACAACUUCAUCAACGGCUUUUUGGAAGGUCGCAACUGA
Molecule: messenger RNA, 372 nt
Organism: Bipolaris victoriae FI3
Lineage: Eukaryota; Fungi; Ascomycota; Dothideomycetes; Pleosporales; Pleosporaceae
Exons: 5
Coding region: 1-372 (123 amino acids)
Biological process (GO): response to oxidative stress
Source: RefSeq, a predicted model, not a curated record